Messenger RNA from Caenorhabditis remanei, 2661 nucleotides. RefSeq lists its product as uncharacterized. Lineage: Eukaryota; Metazoa; Nematoda; Chromadorea; Rhabditida; Rhabditidae. The record is from RefSeq and is a predicted model, not a curated record. Gene Ontology annotation, biological process: regulation of membrane potential; ionotropic glutamate receptor signaling pathway; monoatomic ion transport. Gene Ontology annotation, cellular component: synapse; NMDA selective glutamate receptor complex; neuron projection. The transcript is spliced from 18 exons. Gene Ontology annotation, molecular function: NMDA glutamate receptor activity. Bases 1 to 2661 code for a protein of 886 amino acids.
AUGAUUCCAACAGAUUUAAGUGUUCGAUUCGUCCUGGCUCAACCGAUACUCUAUACAAAGAAGAAAAUUAUCAGUCAGAUGUUUCGAAUAUUGGUCUACUUUAUAUGGAUAUUAAUACAAUUUGUAAAUGCAAUAGAUUACAAAGUAUCAGUUUUGAUAGUAGCUGAACCAAAUCAAGAUACUUUCGACGAAUUAAAAGUCUCUGUUACGAAUGCAUUUGUGGAGGUAUUCGGAAGUACCUCAUAUCACCUUGGAAAUGACACAAUUACAGCUGCUUUUGUUGAUGCAAAAAGCGGAGAAAAUCGUUUGGAACUGACACAAGAUAUAGUAUGCAGUCAGAUGUUGAACUCAUCUCUUGCCUCAGUCAUCUUUUCUCCAUCUCUGACAUCUUCGGCUCGAUUCAUUGAUCUUGUCACAUCUUCUGCUUACACACUUUCAUUUUAUAAAAUUCCAGUUGUCGGAGUCAUGGUUAGAGAUGCUGAAUUUAGUAAAAAGAAUAUUUAUCCAACAUUUGUUCGUCCAACAGCACCACUUUCUGAUGAAGCAUUUGUAUUUCUACACAUGUUGCUCAGGCUUCAGUAUCGGCAGGUAGUUGUUGUGAUUGUAAAACGGGAUAUAAAUGCGGAUCAGUUUGUUGCUGAAUUCGAGAAGAGAAGGGUUGAGUUUAAGAUAAUUGUUCAACAAUAUAUAGAAGUUGAAUUGAAUGAGAACUUGAAUGAUACACUGGCUGAAAGUUUUGAAGAAGUCACUUCAAAUAUAAUAUUGUUAUUUGCAAAAAAAGACGAUGCUGUUCGAAUAUUUGCAAAUGCAGGUGAUUUGACAGGAAAAGGAAAAGUGUGGAUAGUGAGUGAAAGUGCUGGAGAAGCACAUAAUGUACCGAAUGGAUCACUUGGAUGUCGACUCGGACAGACGGCUCUUUCUGUGUUGAGAGACUCAUUCUCAAUCCUGAAAUCUGCAAUGGAAACGGUAUUUCGUGAAUCGAAAAUUGAUAUUUUUCCUCCAGUGGAAUGUGAUAGAGAUAGUGUCGAUGCUGAAUGGAACUCAAUGCAAGCUCCGGCACUUUUGAAUGAAAUAUGUGGAACAUCUACAAGUCGAAUACAUUUUAACGAUAGAUGUGAACGAAUUGGAGUGGAAUAUGACAUAAUUAAUUUUCAUAUGGAAAGAAGACAAGUUGGUGACUUACUCCGUUUAGACGAAGAAUCAAUUGAAUGGGCUGGCGGAACAAAACCUUUAGAAAUCUCUCUUCCUAAACAUUUACGAGUGGUCACUGUAGCUGAUCCUCCAUUCGUUUACACAACUCCAGUCGGCUCACCGUCUCAAUGUACAGAACUUGGGAGUACUGUAGUCGAAUGGUCCAUAUUUGAUAAAAUUGUUGUGCCUGGUCCUUGGUAUUCAUGUCCGAUGACUUCUGCGAAUACGACUGAAUAUUUCUGUUGUGCUGGUCUGGCAAUUGAUCUUCUCUCGAAUUUAUCAUUACCAGAGGCGAAUAAUUCAAUCGAUACAAGUUUCACUUUUUCUCUUCAUCUAAAUGAGUCAUAUGGAGUGAUACAGGCAGCGGAAACUACAGGAAUAACUAUUGGUGGUGUUAUUGGAGAACUAGAUGGAGAUACAGCUGAUAUGGCAAUCGGUGGGAUCACAAUAAAUCCAGAACGAGAAAGAAUAGUUGAUUUCUCUGAGCCAUGGUUGUAUCAUGGAAUCAGAAUUUUGGAGAAAAAUAUUCCUCGUGAUUCCCCAAUGCAAUCAUUCCUUCAACCACUCCAAUCUUCUCUCUGGACCGCCCUUUUCAUUUCUGUACUUCUCGUUGGCCUCGCUAUUUAUUGUUUGGAUUUCAAGUCACCAUUCGAAAGAUUUUAUCAAGCAGAUAAAGAAAUGGAACAAGAUUUAAAGAAAGAAUUCGAACUUUGGAUUGGAAAAGGUGCAGAUGAAAAUGUGAAUUUCGGCGAAGCAAUGUGGUUUGUAUGGGGAGUUUUAUUGAAUAGUGGAGUGUCUGAAAAGACACCAAGGAGUUGUUCUGCUCGAGUUCUCGGUAUAGUUUGGUGUGGAUUUUGUAUGAUUAUGGUGGCAUCUUACACUGCUAAUCUAGCAGCGUUUUUAGUUUUGGAUCAGCCGGAAAAGGGAUUGACUGGUCUUCGUAAUCCAUCUGCAAACUUCUCAUUCGGCACUGUUCUCAAUUCAAAUGUCUAUCAAUAUUUCAAAAGACACGUGGAACUAUCUUCAAUGUUCAGAAAAAUGGAGCCACAUAAUGUGCGUCGUGCUUCUGAGGCAGUUCACUCUCUUCUGAACGGAUCUUUAGAUGCUUUCAUUUGGGAUUCGACUCGUUUAGAAUUCGAAGCAGCACGUCAUUGUGAACUGAGGACACGUGGAAGUUUAUUUGGAAGAAGUGCUUAUGGGAUAGGUUUACAAAAGAAUAGUCCGUGGACACCACAUAUUACUUCCGCGAUUUUAAGAAUGUCUGAAAGUGGAGUCAUGGAAAACUUGGAUCAGAAAUGGAUUGAUAGAGGUGGUCCGAACUGUGUGGUAGAGGCACAUAAGUCACCUGCGAGGCUCGGAUUGGUUAAUAUGAAGGAUAUUUUCAUACUUGUUUCAUCUGGAGUUGCUCUUGGAAUCUUUCUCAGUUUUGUGGAAGUGUCAUAUGGAAGAUGGCUGGCUGAUAAAGGGUAA